This is a messenger RNA of Helobdella robusta, 2851 nucleotides long. RefSeq lists its product as hypothetical. The coding region runs from base 1 to 2406 and encodes 801 amino acids. Lineage: Eukaryota; Metazoa; Annelida; Clitellata; Rhynchobdellida; Glossiphoniidae. The record is from RefSeq and is a predicted model, not a curated record. The transcript has 15 exons.
AUGAUCAGUAUUUUGUUGCUCUUGUUCACCAUCAUAAUUAUUACAUGCAUAUAUUUCUUAUUCCAAAGACAUAAUAAAGUAACCAUCAAUGACGCAACCGAAUUGUUAUACCUGUUUGAAAGAAAUAAAGUUUUACCAAUAGACCCAACAAACAAAUGGUCCUUAAUUGAAGUUAGAAACACUUUGAGGGUAUGGUCUCGAACUUUGACACCCGGCCGUGACUACUCCUUGUUGAAAAUUCAGGCUUCAUUCGCGAUUCUUAACGAUUCUUUAAAUGUGGUGUGUAACAUUAUCAGAGAUUCCAAAACUCAGAAAAAUUGGAAUUCUAUGAUUCCAAUGAAUUCAAAAAUCAGAGUUAUCCCACUACAAGCGAUUGAAAACUUUGGAAAUUUUCAAAAAAGAUCAAAUAUUUCAAUCGAAACUAGUAACUUCAAUAAGGAAAACGUAACAUUAGAGAGAAAAAAAUAUCGAAGUAAGGAUGGAAUCGUUGGAUUUGCUGGAAAUUGGAUCAACAAUUUUCUUCUUGAUGUCGACGUAGAGAGAUCUUGGCUUCAACAAAAUGAAAAUGUUUUCUGGCUUUUGGAACAUCCGAAAAAUUUUGAAUGGUGGAUCUUCUACCUGGUAACCACUAUCGACGAUCAAAAAGAUAAAUGCAUACUAAACGUCAUAACAAACGAAAGUUAUGCAAAACCAACACACCUGUUGGCCAUAAUUUUCGGUAAAUCUCAAAUGUGGAUAAACCAUCCAUCUGAUCUCAUCAUGGGGUUUCGAGAUUUCAUCGAAAAUGAGAAAAGCACAAACUCUUUAGCAUUUUCUCAGUUUCUAAACAGCAUUUCGGAGAACCAGCAGAUAAACUUUGCCACUGAUGCCCACGGUAGUUUAGGAAAAUCUGAUGGAAAUUUUCCAAAGCGUAAGAAUCCUGAUGACUUAAAGAAUAGUGACAUUUCGUUUUUUCAAAAAUUAAAAAAUAUGAUUGAAGAAAAAAAAGAUGAAGUGGAACAAACUACAGCCAAGUUGAGAAGAAGUUUUUCGAAUUCUGAUAGUUCCGAUUUGAAAGGUGACGGUGAAAUCUCUCUCAAUCCCAUUGAAAUAAUUAAAAGAAUCAGCUUAACAGGGAUUUUAUUUGACGAUAAAAAGAACGAAACUGAGGUUCACGCCGAUUUGAACGAUGCGAUGCCUAUUAAGAAAACAACCGAUGGAAAAAAAGGAUGGAGAGAUAUCUCCGAUGCUAUUUCAAAAAUCGCCGAUGAGAAGAAAAUUUCGAAAAACGCCGCGCACAGAACUAACAAAGAUCAAAUCUCCGAAAUCGAUGAAGCCGACAGAGAUUUGAUUCAAUGCUUGGAUACAAUGAUCGAUAAUGCUGCACUGGACGUUAUUGCUGAGAACGGUAAAAUAGCCAACCUGAAUAUAAAAUCCAGUUUGGACGACCAAGCCAUACAAUCCGGCGGAUGGGUGUAUUGCGGCCUGGAGAAGGAUACGGUCAUAUUGAAGAAAUCAUCUGAUCUGACUAUUCCUUUGCACAGUUACAUAAGCAGAGGCAUGAUAUCCUGUCCGCCUAAGAUGAUCUAUGAACUUCUCAUUUCUCCAACAAGUCGAUUAACAUAUGAUGAUGCUAUCAAGGAUGUUGAGGUAAUAAAAGAAUUCGAUUGCGGAAUAAAAAUAGUCCGCCUACUGUACGAGAUAGGACAGAACUUCAAGAGGGAAUUGCACGAGUUUGUGGUGUUGCAGGGCGAAAGAAUGGAGGGCAUGAAGCACAUCAUUACCCUGCAGUCAGUCGACUGGGACUACCUGAGCAGCAAGGCAAGCAGUGCAAACAAAACUGGCGAUGCAAAUUUUUCAACAAACGCCAGUAGCUGCGGCGUUAGUUACUGCGGUGGUGGUAGUGAGAACUUAAAUGGAAGCAGGAAAAAUUCAACUUCGAGAUCAACGGAAACGUCUGACGCCCUGAAGAUGAAGUUGCCCCGACAGAAGCAACAACUACAACAGAGGCAGCAGAACCCGAAAAAGCAAAUCAUUGAUGAUGCUAUCCGAGCAAAAAUGUUUUCAAGCGGUUGGAUAAUUGAGCCAGUCAUGAAGACGGACAAGUUGUGUUCAAUGGUCACAUACAUUUGUCAGAUGCAGCUGGGAGCAGGCAUGCGCCAGGGACAGACGUACAUGUCGGAAGAAGUUGCAGUGAAGCAGCCACUCUGCAUCGUCCACCUCCGCAACUACAUCGCCAAGACGGCCGCCAAAGAUGACGCGAGCAACAAAAUGACGGACAAUAAGAGAAACAAUUCCGUCACUUUGUCACUUUCGAACGCGUUGGCGAGAUUUAAGAAUGGAUCUGUUGAUCGAGUUGAUGAGGAGGAAGAAGAGGAAGAAGAAGUGGAAGAGGAAAAAGAUUUUGGGAGAGAAGUUCUUGUUUAAGGUGAUGCAACGUCGUAAAAUUCAAUUUAAAUAUCAUUUAUUUUUACGGUGCAAUGAUUGUAUUUGAUUUUGUCACUUGAAUUUUCAAGUUUUCAGACUAUUUUAGUAAAUAAUUUAGAGCAACAGUAAAUCUUUCUUAUGUUGGCUGGUUAUUCACUGUUAGAAAAGUUUUCAUUUUUCAAUUAAGCAUUUUAACUAAGUAGGUAGAAAGAAAUCGUAAAAAAUUAACGAAAAAUUGCUGUUUAAUUAUUGCAACGGAAAUAUUUUUCUAAAAAAUUUAUUUAAAUGUAUAUAUUUUAACCUUCAUGUCAUGGCCUUAAAAGUGUUUUUACAAUUAAAAAUGAAUUUGUUCACAUGCUGUUUAUGUAUGUAUUUUACGUUGUCAACUUAUUCAUCUAGCAACACCAGUAUUUAGCUGUUAAACGAUUGAUGAUGGCCAUACACA